Scomber scombrus (Atlantic mackerel) is the source of this 8569-nucleotide messenger RNA. Its product is annotated as unconventional myosin-XVIIIa-like. The coding region runs from base 1 to 8520 and encodes 2839 amino acids. Gene Ontology annotation, molecular function: ATP binding; protein binding; cytoskeletal motor activity. The transcript is spliced from 46 exons. Gene Ontology annotation, cellular component: myosin complex. NCBI's taxonomy places the organism in Eukaryota, Metazoa, Chordata, Actinopteri, Scombriformes, Scombridae. The record is from RefSeq and is a predicted model, not a curated record.
AUGUUUCACCUAAUUAAGAAAGACAAGGAGAAGGAAAAGGAUUUGGGAAAGAUUCAGAAGAAAGACAAGAAAGAGAAGAAAGAGCGGAUGUCCCAAGCAGAAUUAAAGAGUCUGGAAGAGAUGAGCAUACGAAGAGGCUUCUUCAACCUCAAUCGAGGUAGCACAAAGAGAGAAUCUAGGAGCAAGCUGGAGAUCUCUAGUCCUAUCCCAAUAAAGGUACCUAGCAACAUGGAGCUCAGCCUGACAAACAUGGAGGCUGAGCGUCUCCUCAACUGCAAUACGCAGGAACAGGAUGUGGGGCAAUUAGGUACAAGUGCUUCUGGUGAGGAAAUAAAGGGACAUUACCAGGACCUUCAUCGCACCUCUGUAAAAGAGAGAGCAGCCAAGUUUGGAGAAUUGGCCAAGUCCAAUUCUUUGAUAAUCCAGAAGCAUGUCUCUUUUUCCCAGAUGAUCAAAGAGGAAAAUGCUUCUGGUGCUUCUGGUUUUUCUGGGCAGAAUUCGGAAACAUUGUCUUUAAGGCCACAACAUCUUCCUCAAGGAAACAACCCACAAAGCGUCAACAUGUUUCACAUUCCGGAGUUGGUGGAAAAGACCUUCCCUGGCGCAGACUUACAGUUGCCUAUGCUUUCUGCUUCACCAAUGCCAGACUCACGAGAACUGGUGUUACAGAGGCGCAACACGGGGGAUUUUGGCUUCUCUUUGCGGAGGACCACCAUGCUUGACAGGCAGCCUGAUGGAGGAGUGUGUCGACGUGUGGUACACUUUGCAGAACCAGGUGCUGGUACCAAAGAUUGGGCUCUGGGCUUGGUGCCGGGAGACAGGCUAGUGGAAAUCAAUGGGAACAAUGUGGAGAACAAGAGCAGGGAUGAGAUCGUGGAGAUGAUCCGUCAAUCUGGGGAUUCAGUCCGGCUAAAGGUGCAGCCGAUUUUGGAGCUGACUGAGUUGAACCGCAGCUGGCUGAGGACCACGCAAUGCCUGCACAAAGAGUCCUUUGACACCAAACAAUGGGACGCCGAAGGAGACAACGGCCCAAACGCCACCACGGCCCAUGGCCAUAUGUCUGAUGUAGAUAGUAUUCAGCCUCAGGCAGUCACUAAACCUGGGAUAGAUACAGAAAGUGAUCCACAGCCAACUGUAUCAUCAGCUGAGGAGUCCAACAUGGGUGGUCCAGAUGCUCCAGGAGAGGAGAAGAGCGGUAAGAAGGUGGUGAGGGUUGUGAGGAGAGUUAUCAGACGUGUGGUUCCUGCUGGUGUGGAACAGCAGAACCAGCCGGCUGUUGCUGAGGCUGCCAUAUCUGCCGCUGCAGCAGACUCUGCACUCAAAACGGCUAAGCCUGCUGGGGAGGAGAAGGAUGAUAUCUCCAAGGGUCUGACCAGUCUAAUGGGCAGAAGUAGAACCAAGGAGCACCGGCCUCGCACCCGCACCCAGGACCGCAAAGAGGACAUGAAAGAAGAGGUGAAACAGGAAGAGGUGAAAGUAGAGGUGCAGAAAGAGGAGGAGAAACAUACUGUGGAAAAAACAGAGGCUACCACGUCCACAUCUGUACCCGCUGCUACACCACCAAGCCUGGCACCACCAAAGUCCAACCACCUCACCCCACCAGCUGGAUUCAUCCCUGCUCCCAAAUCUGACCCUUUGGCCCCACCUGCUGGUUUCAUUCCGGCUCCCAAACCUGACCCUUUGGCCCCGCCUGCUGGUUUCAUCCCUGCCCCCAGACAAAAUCUGUUGUCUCCUCCACCUGGCUUCAUCCCUGCCAGAAAAUCCAGUCCACUGCCCCUAAAACAGAAUCCUCUGGCAAGACCAGCAGGUUUCAUCCCCAUCACAAAGACAGACCCUCUGGCUCCUCCUGCAGGGUUCAUCCCAAAGCCUCGCACAUUUGCUGUAAAGAAACCAGAGACACCUUGUCCACCUGUGGUUCUCAAUGGUAAGCCGUCCCCCGUUGCACUGCCCCAGGCUCCUCCUGCAUCUAAUGAACAGGCCCCAGAGCUGAUUCCCACUGAGGAAGAUCACAAGCGUGUGAAGAGGAUUUUCACCAUCGGUGACAAUAAUUCCAAAGUUGUUGAAGACCCUGUGGCCUUCCUUCAGGCAGCACACUCUGCAGCUAAGGGGAAGACUGAAGAGCAGAUAGCAGCAGAGAGAGACUGGUACAACACCGAAAAAGUAUGGCUUGUUCACAAGGAUGGAUUUUCCUUGGCAACUCUCCUGAAGACAGAGGCAGGCAGUCUGCCAGAGGGGAAGGUGAAAAUCCGCCUGGAGAGUGAUGGAUCUUUAUUGGAUGUGGAUGAAGAUGAUGUAGAGAAGGCAAACCCCCCGAUGUUUGAGCGAGUGGAGGACCUGGCCUCUCUCCAGUAUUUGAACGAGUCGAGCGUGAUGCACUCCCUGCGGCAACGGUAUGGCGGUAACCUGGUGCACACCCACGCUGGGCCCAACAUGGUGGUCAUUAACCCCAUUAGCACCCCCUCCAUGUACUCUGAGAAGGUGAUGCAAAUGUUUAAGGGCUGCAAAAGGGAGGACACUGCCCCUCACAUUUACAACAUGGCCCAGUCUGCUUAUAGGAACCUCCUGACCACUCGUCAGGAUCAGUCCAUUGUCCUGCUGGGCAAGAGUGGUAGCGGCAAGACUACAAGCUGUCAACACAUCAUCCAAUACUUGGUCUGCAUUGCUGGCAGCACCAACAAAACCUUCUCCGCAGAGAAAUGGCAGGCUGUCUACACAGUUUUGGAAGCAUUUGGGAAUGCCUCCACCUGUAUGAAUGGAAAUGCUAGUCGCUUCUCCCAUAUUGUUUCCUUGGAUUUUGACCAGGCGGGCCUGGUGACCUCAGCCUCUAUCCAGACCAUGCUUCUGGAGAAGAUGAGGGUGACUAGAAGACCAGAAGGAGAAUCUACGUUUAAUAUUUUUUACUACCUAAUGGCUGGAGUAGAAACCGCUCUUAGAACUGAGCUGCACCUCAACCACUUUGCUGAAAACAAUGUGUUUGGAAUCAUGCCUCAUAAUAAGUCGGAGGAUAAGCAGCGGGCCGCUCAGCAGUUUUCCAAGCUGCAGGCAGCCAUGAAGGUUCUGGGGAUCAGUUCUGAUGAGCAGAGGGCCUUCUGGCUUGUCCUCGGGGCCAUCUACCAUCUUGGCUCUGCAGGAGCUACUAAGGCUGGCAGGAAACAAUUUGCACGUCAUGAGUGGGCCCAGAAGGCAGCCUACCUGCUGGGCUGCACCCUGGAGGAGCUCUCCUCCUCCAUCUUCAAGCACCAGGCCAAGGGCACCCUGCCCAGAGCCAGCACCAUCCGCCAGGCUUCUGACGAAAAUGGCACAGCAGAUGCAGGAUCCAAGGCUACAGCCAUAGAGUGUUUAGAGGCCAUGGCAUCUGCACUUUAUUCUGAACUCUUCACUGUCCUCAUUUCUUUAAUAAACCGGGCCUUGAAAUCCAGCCAGAACUCCUUGUGCUCUCUACUCAUUGUGGACACACCGGGAUUUCAAAACCCCAGGCUGGCUAAGCGCGAAUGCGGUGCAACAUUUGAGGACCUAUGCCACAACUACACUCAAGAACGUCUGCAGACCCUCUUCUACCAGCGUACUUUUGUUCAGGAGUUGGAGAGAUACAAGGAGGAGAACAUAGAGCUUGUGUUAGAUGACACAGAGCCCAGCACAUCUCUGUCUAUAGCAGUGGUAGACCAAGCCUCAAGCCAAGCACUGGUACGCACAGUACGAACAGAUGAAGCGCGAGGCAUGUUGUGGCUGAUGGAGGAGGAGGCGCUUCAGCCAGAGGCAUCAGAGGCAAAACUUUUGGGACGUCUCUUUAGCUACUAUGGACCUGCAGAGGGCGAGAGUAAAGGUCACACUUUCCUCUUGAAAAGUGAAAAGGAGAAUCAUUUCCUGCUGGGCCACAGUCACGGGACUGACUGGGUGGAGUACGAUGCCCGUGGAUGGCUGAACUACGCCAAGCAAAAUCCUGCCUCCAAUAACGCUAUGACCCUCCUGCAGGACUCGCAGAAGAAGAUCAUUAGCUCAAUGUUCAUGGGCCGAGCGGGCGGAGCCACCGUGCUAUCCGGUUCCAUAGCAGGUCUUGAAGCUGGUUCCCAGCUCUCCCUGCGACGGGCUACCAGCAUGAGGAAGACAUUCACCUCAGGGGUGGCUGCUAUCAAGAAGAAGUCUGUGUACAUCCAGAUAAAGCUUCAAGUGGAUGCUCUCCUUGACAUGGUGCGGAGGUCCAGGAUUCACUUUGUUCACUGCAUAUUGCCCAAGGCAGAUGCCCUCAAGGCUCUGAACGGAUCCCUGUUCAAAGGUGGGGAAUGUGAGGCUCAGGGGGAGAGUGGAGAUCCUGGCUUAAUGCAGCUAGAUGUAGCCUUGCUCCGUGCACAGCUGCGUGGCUCCAAGCUGCUGGAUUCUCUCCGGAUCUACAGGCAAGGUUACCCCGAUCACAUGGUGUUCUCUGAGUUUCGACGGCGUUUCGAUGUGCUGGCACCGCACCUCACCAAGAAGCAUGGGAGGAAUUACAUAGUGAAGGACGAGAAGAGAGCUGUGGAGGAGUUACUGGAGUCCUUGGAUUUGGAGAAGAGCAGCUACCACAUGGGGCUGAGCAGGUUGUUCUUCAGAGCUGGUACCUUGGCUAAGCUGGAGGAACAGAGGGAUGAGCAGACCAAGCGUAAUCUAAGUCUAUUCCAAGCUGCCUGUAGAGGAUACCUGGCACGGCAAGCCUUCAAGAAGAGAAAGAUUCAAGAUUUAGCAAUCCGUUGCAUCCAGAAAAACAUCACGAAGAACCGUGGAGUGAAGGACUGGCCAUGGUGGAAGGUCUUCACCACAGUCCAGCCCCUCAUUAAGGUCCAGCUCACUGAGGAGCAGAUGCGAGGCAAAGACGAGGAAAUACAGCAGCAGAAAUUGAAGCUGGAGAAGGUGGAGAAAGAGAGAAAUGAGCUGAGACUGAACACGGAUCGAUUGGAGAGCAGGAUUUCAGACUUGUUAGCAGAGCUGGCUGAUGAGAGAAGCACCAGUGAGUCAGCAUCCCAGUUGCUGGAGACUGAGACUUCAGAGAGACUACGUCUGGAGAGGGACAUGAAGGAUCUACAGGCUAAGCUUGAUGCUGUUAAGAAGCAAUUAGAAUCACAGGAGAUGGAGGUGAUGGAAGCUCGGCUCAUGAAAACAUCAGAGCUCAACGGGGAUGUGGACGAUGAUGAUGAUGAUGCUGGAGGUGAGUGGCGGAUAAAGUACAACCGAGCCAUUCGUGAAAUGGAGUUCACCAAAAAGAAACUCCAGCAGGAGUUUGACGACAAACUGGAGACGGAGCAGCAGAGCAAACGACAUCUUGAGAGAAGGAUGGCUGAUUUGCAGACGGAUAAUGAGGAUGUGCAGCGCUCUGUGCAGCAGCUGAAAAAGAAGUGCCAGAAACUGGCGGCGGAGCUACAGGACACCAAGCUUCACCUGGAGGGCUUACAUAGCCGCAACCACGACCUGGAGAAGAAACAGAGGAAAUUUGACCUGGAGCAGAAAGAGUUUCAGACUGAGGUACAAAGAGAAAGGAUCCAAAGGGAGAAGCUGGCUCGAGAGAGAGACGCCAUGACUGGUGAGAUGUUUAACCUCCGCCAGCAGCUGCAGGACAAGGACACUGAAUUGUGCUCAGUGAAUGUGAAGGUGCAGCAGCUGGAGACAGAGCUACAGGAUCUGUCCUCCCAGGAGUCGAAGGAUGAAGCCUCACUGGCCAAGAUCAAGAAACAGCUUCGUGACCUGGAGGCCAAGGUGAAAGACCAGGAGGAAGAGCUGGAUGAACAGGCUGGAACCAUCCAAGUACUGGAACAGGCUAAGCUGCGGCUGGAAAUGGAGAUGGAAAAGCAGCGACAGACCCACUCUAAAGAUAUUGAGAGCAAGGAUGAAGAGGUAGACGAGAUUAGGCGGUCCUGCAGUAAGAAGCUGAAACAGAUGGAGGUACAGCUGGAGGAGGAGUAUGAAGACAAGCAGAAAGUGUUGCGUGAGAGAAGAGAGCUGGAGUCCAAACUGCUGAACGCACAGGACCAGGUAAGCCACAGGGAUGUGGAAACAGAGAAGAGGCUGAAGAAGGACCUGAAGAGAACCAAAGUCCUUCUGGCUGAUGCACAGAUUAUGCUGGACCACCUGAAGAGUAACGCUCCGAGCAAGAGGGAGAUCGCACAACUAAAAAAUCAACUGGAGGAGUCCGAGUUCACUUGCUCAGCAGCAGUAAAGGUUCGAAAGAGCAUGGAAAUUGAAAUAGAGGACUUGCACAUCCAAAUGGAGGACGUGGUCAAAUCUAAGAUCUCGUUGGAGGAGCAGGUCAGCCGUCUGCAGAGAGAGAAGAAUGACCUGCAGUCCCGUAUGGAAGAAGAUCAGGAAGACAUGAAUGAGCUGAUGAAGAAACACAAGGCGGCAGUCGCCCAGUCUGCCAGGGACUUGAGCCAGAUCAGUGACCUGCAGGCCCAGCUGGAAGAGGCCACAAAGGAGAAGCAGGAAAUCCAAGAAAAGAUUCAUUCCCUGCAGAGCCAACUAGAGUUUCAGGAGCAGUCCAUGGUGGAAAAGUCUCUCGUGAGCCGUCAAGAGGCCAAGAUCCGUGAGCUGGAGACCAAGCUGGAGUAUGAGAAGACACAGAUAAAACGCUUGGAGAGCCUGGUGGGUCGUCUGAAGGAGAACCUUGAAAAGAUGACAGAGGAGAGAAACCAAUGCAUUGCUGCAGAAAACAGAGAGAAAGACCAGAAUAAGCGAAUGCAGAGGCAGAUCCGGGACAUCAAGGAAGAAAUGGGCGAGCUGUCCAAAAAGGAGGCCGAGGCGAGCCGGAAGAAGCACGAGCUGGAAAUGGACAUAGAGAGCUUAGAGGCGGCAAAUCAAAGCUUACAAGUGGACCUUAAGCUGGCCUUCAAGAGGAUAGGUGACCUGCAGGCUGCUAUCGAGGAUGAGAUGGAGAGUGAUGACAAUGAUGACCUAGUUAACAGUUUGCAAGACAUGGUGACAAAAUAUCAGAAAAGAAAGAACAAAACCGGAGAUGAAACAGAAACAGAUUCAGAGGUGGAGGACCGUGUGGAUGAAGUUAAGUCUUGGCUUUCAAAGAACAAAGGCUCUACCAAGACCCUGUCAGAUGAGGGGAGUCUAAAGAGCACCAGAUAUUCAGCAAACGCAGACGUCAAAGAGGUGAAGGAAGGUAAGGAGAAGAUAACUGACGGAGGUAAAGAAGGGAAAGAGGUAGAGCAGAACAGAUCAGUGUCUGUCAUGAGUUCCUUGAGCUACAGGAAGCGUUCAAACCUGAAAGACUCCAUAGGGGGUAGAGGCGAUGAAAGCUCCCUGUUCAGCACUCUCAAAGAACAGCCUGACACACCAGACCACACCUCCAUUCGCAAAGCCAAGUCUAAGUCUGGAGAUCUUCAGGAGGAUUGGAAGAAGAGCCAGGCACAGGAAGACUUAGAUGACAAAGGCUCUGUCAUCUCCCUGGCCUAUUCUGAGGCCACCAGCAGAGCUAGGAAGGGCUUGGAGUCCCGUUGGACCUCUAGAGGCAGCCCUGAAUUUGAUAAGGACUCUGUGGUAUCCUCUGUGGCUGGCAGCAGGAUGUCCACCCGAAGAGGGAUGGUGGAUAUGGAUGAUGACAAUAAGUCUACUAUCAGCAGCGUGAGUCGCUUUAGCCCCCGAUCCCUGCAUCGCAGCGCUUCUUGGAAAGACGAGAGACGCAGUAGCUCUCGCUUGUCUCUUGCCCGCAGCUGUGGCCUCAGUGAAUUUGGCCUGCAUUUAGAUAAUGUUGAUGAUGAUGAUGCCCGGAGUGUGGCCUCUAGUGAAGGAGGACUUUCAUCUUUCAGUCCCCGCUCCCUCAGUCGCAGCUUUUCCAACCCGCCCCAACCACGCUCCUCAGACGGCAACCUGCCAGAUACAUCUGACGUCAAGACUGUCUCCCACCGCAACUACUUGGACCCUGAUUUGGAGGCUGCCAUCAACGAAGUGCUGGCCUUCAAACCUAUUAAGUUCAAGCGCAGCAAACUUGAUGAAUCCAGUGGUGAAGAAGAGGAUGAUAAGAAGGGGCCAGGGAGCGAAGACAGUAGAAAGAAAGGAGACGACCAGGGGCUUGGUUGCAGCACAUCUAGCCUGGGUCGCUCUGCAUCAGGGUCUGCUUUGGACUAUGGAAAUCGGCCGUCCAGCAUGAUGAGUACCAGCAGCUCCCGCAGUCGCAAAGAUAAAAAAAGUAAAAUCUCUCAUUCGGACGACUCCUCCUCUGAUGAUCGCCACAGCAGAAAGAGCUCAAGGCGGAAGAAGGGCAAAAAGUCCAAGAAGAGAUCUAAGAAGAAGCAAAGUGAGUCAGAGGAUUCCUCUUCCUCUUCAGAGUCGUCAUCAUCCUCCUCCUCCUCCUCCUCCUCUUCCUCCUCUUCCUCCUCUUCCUCUGGCUCCACCAUCUCAUAUCGCAGCUCCAGCAGUGUUAAAAGGGGCCCAAAACAACCAUCUGAUGACGGAGAGUCUGCAGGCGCAUCUGGCAAGAAGGAAACCAAGAAGAAGCAGAAGAAGAUGGAUAGCACGGUGAUGAAGUACCUCUACAGGCCUGACAGUGACUGAUACCAAAAGAUGAAGCCCUCCUGUGCACCGGAGACACCUGAGUCUUGGC